AUGACAGACUCUCUUCUCGAGUUCUUCAACAUGAACAGACUUCUUGUCCUCGUGGCCUUUUUCUUAGCAGCCCUCCUCUCAAUUGAAGCUCAAAGGAGAGAAAAGGUCGAACGAGUUCCGUUGUCAUUCCGGGGAGACGUCUGUGAGCGAGUCUGCAGCAAACACGAUGGCUGGGAACGUUGCGAGAAGGAAAAGAGGCGAAACGAAUGGGAGGUGACCUGCAGUGAUACUCGACCCAGUGGUGGACGAGGUGGAAAGUUCGAUCCCCGCCGCCCAUAG
Messenger RNA from Necator americanus (New World hookworm), 279 nucleotides. RefSeq lists its product as uncharacterized. The record is from RefSeq and is a predicted model, not a curated record. Lineage: Eukaryota; Metazoa; Nematoda; Chromadorea; Rhabditida; Ancylostomatidae. The coding region runs from base 1 to 279 and encodes 92 amino acids. The transcript is spliced from 4 exons.